AUGUCCACGUCAGCACCCGGGUCGUCGUCUCGACGGCAGAAGCGCAUGGGCCCCGCUCCUUUCGCCUCCUUCGAGGAUCUCUCAGACGAGGUGAGAUCUCGUCUUGAAAGUCCAGAAGAAAAGAACGUAGCUGGUUCCGUGGUACGAUUGCCAGGCAUCAGAGAAGAUCUCACUCCUACCACUCCAGCAAUGACUGACAGAUCGCCGUCUCCAGCAUAUCCACUUAAAGGAAUAAGUCUCAUUGGUGCUCCAACAACUACCACAGUUGCUCAUUUGCCUACUCAGCCAUCUAAAAAGAAUAACAUCAAACCGCCUGCUACUCCGAGAAUUGAUAUUUCCAGAGCUAGUAGCUCCUCUCAUCAUGAUAGUAAAGAUAGCAGUCCUGAGAGGGAAAUCUAUGACACUCAUGAUCCUAAUAGUGCCAAAUUAGGAUUAGGUUUCAAAGAAGACGGUGCCCUGGAUUUAAGGUCUUCCACCGAAGAACUAGACUUUCAAGAUAUGUCUACAAUGGAAAGAAGACGAAGUAGCAAAGUACGACCCGCAUCACCAUCCAUUCUAGACGAACCGACGGCACUAAGGAAAGACUCGCAGUGCUCGGAUAUAGUUUUACUUUCCAUAUCGGGUCGGACGUCCAGAUUAUCAAGCAUCGGAAGUCAGGGUUCUAAUCAAAGUCGUCUGUCGAACGCCAGCCAUAUAUCAGUGCUAUCUGGCCAAUCUGGAAUAUCAAGGUGCUCCUCGCCUCACAAGAUGUUACUGGAGACGUCCUUUUGCGGCACAAAAUCAGGAGAAGGAGCAGCGAAAAUUGAUGAGGAUCAUUCAGGGACCAAAGUCGAAAGUGAAGUAAUGGAAAAAAUUUUACUAUCCAGAAAACAUGAUCCAACUGAAGCCAUCUUAGCGGAAGGAAUUUCCGUAGAAAAAGCACAACCACUAGCUCCAAAGAUUCAACCAGAGAAACCAGCAAGGAAACAAGAGGUCAAGGAAAUGCAGAAAACUGAUAUCACCAUAACAGUAGAUCAAUCGGAAACCGAAAGCAAUAAUACAAAUAAAGUAAAAAGCCGAUUUGUCUCUGAAAGUGGUGUUGAGUACUACUACAUUCCACUAAAAGGCCCACUACCUCCAGAUCUUCCUAAACCAGCACAAGGUCCACCAAAAAGCAAAGCCAAACUUAGAGAAGUCAAAUCUGCAAACUAUGAAUCUAAAACCACAACAAAUUGCAAAUCUAAAGUACCUGAGGCAAAACCGAGGUGUAAGUCAGCUACACCCACGCCCUCUCAUUCAUCUACAAAAAAAGAAGAACCUAAAUACAUCAGAAUAAAGUUAAAACCAGACAGAUGCUACUCGGAGGAAUCACCAACGCCAGAAAUUCAAAAACCUGUUACUCUAGAGCUUGAUUCGAUUCAAAAAGAUGCAAUUUAUCACGAAAGCACCAAAUUAGAUAAAACAAUAAGCUAUAUACAAGAAACCGAUAGAAUAUGCUCAGCAGCUACAAAUGGAAGCCCAAAAAUAAUUGCCGGAACCGCAGAAGGUCCUGUAGAGAACAUCACUCCGUCACCUUCAGUCUCGAGGAGAUCUUCUUUCGCGUCUCUAUUCAAAAACAAAGACGGUAUAAUGAGUCCCGAAUCACCUUCAGUACCAGGCACUAGCAGACGAAAAAAUAUGAUAUCAGGCAUUCUAAAAGAAGCAGGAGAUAAUUUACGCACCAGGAGUAGGAGUAGGUCUAAAAGUCGGGAUAGAGAGAGCCACAAAUCGUCACUCUCUACAGCACCAUCUUCUACAGAAAGCAUAGACAGCAAAUGCAAGCAUAAAUCGGUACUAUCUUUAUUCAAAUCCAAUAAGAAGGAUAAACUAAAGUCUGAAUCGGAAACAAGUUCCCAAGAAACUGUUCGCAGUAGCGAUGGAAUAGCUAAACUAGAAUUUAAGUUUAAUGAACCCAAACAGACUUAUUACGAAAAUCCACUAGAUUGCGCCACUGUACGCAUCCCGUUACACUCUCCUACUUAUUACGAAAAUAGGACUAUGUCAGAUUGGAAGACAUCCAGUCAAGAUUCUCAAGACACUGUUAUAGAAAACGUUAGUAAAAAUGUCGAUGUCGUUCUCGAAAAAGUACCUCAACAAGAGGUAGUCGUAGAAAAGAAAUCUCUUGAAAAGAGCGCUACUAAACCUAGUAGGCAAAGCAGUACUAGUAGCGAAAAUAUAGUUUUUUCAACGAAAUUAGGUAGUGAUAACGAAGUUUUUACAACAAAGUUACCGAAGAAAUUACCGAAAGAGAAAAGCAAUAGCGAGGAAGGUAAAGUACUUAAUGGUAUCCAAGAACCAAUAGUUGAGCCGCACGAAGAAAUUAAAGAGCCUCAAAGGAUUAGUAGAGAAUCUUCAAGAGAAAGGAUAUCAAGGUUACAAGAACGACAAAAACCACUGAAAACCAAAUCCAUCACUAGCGUCAAAGAAUUAGAACUGAAAGAACUUGAUAACGUCAAAGAUAAAAGAUUAUCGGAAGUAUCUGUAGGCGCAACUAGCACUAUAAGCUCACAAAUAAGCUCAACAACGGAGGAUCACAACUCGUCAGAAUCAGAAAAAGAAGUUGACGAUAACGCUAAAACAAAAAACGAAUUGAAACUUGACCUAGAUAUAUCGGAACUCGAAAGGAAAGCUAUAGUGCUACAACAAGAUUCAUUCGAAGAUGAAUUGCCAUACAUACCGACCACACUGCCACAGGAGAGAUCAGCUGCUUUGCCAAUAGUACCUAUUAAACAACGAUCUACUUUCGAGAUCAAGACUUGUCCCAUAGAAAGACCUCGGUCGACAACUCCUAUUAAUCCUAGCUGCUUAGACGAGUACUGCGAGGAAGUCAUGGGAAGUUUUAACAUAGAAAGCGUUACCAAAACAAUAGAAAAGUUAAAGAUAUCGUUACCCAGAAACGAAUCUUUUGAUAAAGCCAAAGUUAAGUCGCCCAGGAAGAAGGAUUCUAACACGAACUGGUUUGAGUUUGCUGAAAAAGGAAUCACCACGAAAUCGACUCCAAGUGAGACCCCUCCACCACUACCUCCCAAAGGGGUUCAAAAGUCUUGGAUCAAUUUCGAAGAUAUACCAGAAAAACGCAAGGCUCCCAAACGAAUCCAAACCAUUCCUUCUCGCAGCUACAUAGAAGUACCGGAGAGCGUGUUACAAGAUAGCGUGGUCUACAAUUACGUAAAUCCCGACGAAUGCAAGUGUGAAUGUCACGAGGUGAACGCCAAAGAAAGGGAGAGACGCGCUAAAGAAUCCCAAGAAGCUGUCCAGGAAGACGAGUUGCCUCUUCUGGAAGACGAGAAUGUUGAUGAUGAAAAAAAUGUUCCUGAUUGUUCGAAUAGAGUUAAACUUGAUGUCUCUGUUUCUGAUUGUAGAAGUAUUAUUAGUGAUUCUUCGGUGGAUUUAAGUACAAGUAUUGAUCCACACGAACCUAGUGGUACCGAACCUACCUUACGAACUCCAUUCACCAGUGAUUUAGGACUAUCCAGUAAUAGAUCUAGUGUUGUGUCCCAGGAUGAUCACCAAUCUCCCGAAUCGCCAAAUGCCUUUCCAAAAAUUUCUUAA
This is a messenger RNA of Psylliodes chrysocephalus, 3570 nucleotides long. The record is from the annotation of a GenBank genome assembly. NCBI's taxonomy places the organism in Eukaryota, Metazoa, Arthropoda, Insecta, Coleoptera, Chrysomelidae.